GCUGGCACCUCCUACGUAAAACCGACGCCCGCGGCCGAUCCAAUAUUGACCUGUCGAGGCCACACCUUUCAUCAUGACCAACCAACAACAGGACACACUACCACUUCUAACCGAGCGCCUGCGAUCUUCUUGCAAUCCUUGCGGGACCGCCAAGGUGAAAUGUAAUCGCGGACAGCCUCAAUGCCAUCGCUGCGCUGGUAUGGGCUUGGAUUGUGUCUACGGAGUUACGCGCAAGUCCGGAAAGCCGCCGCGGAAACGUCUAGCGUACACGAAGCGUCCGCCCACCGCCAUAACAACACUCACCGCUAUGACAACACCUACAAACGAUGCCCCGAACGCUCGCGACACAAGCUUCUUACGCCCUAGACCGUCGGAUUGCCUUGGACCACCGUCGAGCAUCCAACCUUCAGAUUUAAUGAUGACCGACAUUCCAAUACAGCCUGACAUUGCCAACGGUGUUGAUGACCACAACUCACUCGAGCCCUCAUUCUUCGUCCCCCAAUCCUCGUCAAUGUUCCUCGACAACUGGGACCUGGACUUGGGCCCAAAUCUUUCUUCGUUUGUGCCCGCGACCUUCGCCCCGGACGAGCGCGACGGCUUCUCCCUAGCGACACCGUCGGUUUCUACCGAACACGACUGCCCCCUGAAGUCGUUUCAAGUCUUCAGGGAUUUGACAGCGGUUCCGUCUCUGUCCGAAGAAAACGCGGAUACUAUCUUGGCGCAACUCGACCGGGUACUGCAGGCCAACAGGAAUGCCAUUGACCGCCUCACGAGUCUUCUCAAAUGUUCCUGCGUCAAGCCGCCAUACCUGAUUAUGCUUCACUCAUCUAUCAUCUCCCGAAUAUUGGGCCUGUACCAACAGGCGGCCGGGUCCGCUCACACCGUCCGACGUGGUCCAGCAGCAGAAACAGCUCAAACAGCAGCCGCCGGUAGCUCGCCGGCGUCUUCUUACUCGACACCGGCAUCCGGCACCACCAUCAACACCAGUAACGCGGAGAUAGGUACGAGGGGGAUUUCCGACGAAGUCGCACAGUUGCCCUUUUCGCUGGGAAGAUUCAGCAUAGAGGACCCCUGUGUGCAGUUCGCCUUCAAAAAUCUGCUGAUCGGCAACGAGCUCAAGAGGGCAGGCAGUUUGAUCGGCCUCUUCGCCUCGCAGUCUGCCGGGGAUAAUGCGGAUGGUCUCCGCUCAAGUCUAAGCGCAUGGCUUCGGGCCGAUCAUUCCAGCACGGUCAGGAUAUUGCGGUCCGCAAUCAAGGAGCUAAAUGAUGGCAUCGACCUUUAACCAAGGUCAUGGUCCCUAAGACUUUCCUUUUGUUAUAUGGCUAGUCCUUUUUCACCAUUCUCCGUUCUACAUAGUAUAUACUAUCAGUCUUAGUUACGAAUUCAACCUCUUUUCAUACCACAAAA
Messenger RNA from Chaetomium fimeti, 1407 nucleotides. RefSeq lists its product as uncharacterized. Gene Ontology annotation, cellular component: nucleus. Gene Ontology annotation, biological process: regulation of DNA-templated transcription; aflatoxin biosynthetic process. The coding region runs from base 74 to 1282 and encodes 402 amino acids. Gene Ontology annotation, molecular function: DNA-binding transcription factor activity, RNA polymerase II-specific; DNA binding; zinc ion binding. The record is from RefSeq and is a predicted model, not a curated record. Lineage: Eukaryota; Fungi; Ascomycota; Sordariomycetes; Sordariales; Chaetomiaceae. The transcript has a single exon.